AUGGCAUCACCAAUUAGCAACGACUCCUUUCUACAGUGGGAUGCCGCCCAAGUGUCAACAUAUAUAAAUUCAAUUUUACCCCACGAACAACGGCGUAUCGGUAAUGUAUUUCUAGACAAUAAUGUUGAUGGAUCGUUGCUUCCAUUUAUCACAACAGAACAUUUGAAGGAAAUCGGCAUCAUUUCACUUAAAACACGUCUUGUCAUCAAAAAAGGAAUCAGUGAUCUUAUUGCAGCACAUUAUUCUAAAUAUCCACCAAAAUCAUACAAUGACCCAGAUUACAAAUUGAAUCAUGUCAACAUUAGCAACAACUACACAACGGUGCAAUCCUUGAAUCUAUCUACAGUGUUAAUGCAAGAUAUGAUGAAAAAGCUAAACUAUGAGUUACAUAAACAAAAAUCAACAUUUGUUGCCUCAUCCCCGAUUUCCCCAACUCACGAUGAAAUGAAGAAACUCAACGACAAUUUUAUCAAACUCAAAACGGAUUUGAUACCAAUAAUAAGAUUAUUGAAAGAUUCCAAGCCAUUACCAACCCCGACUCUAGAUCCUGGUCCAGCUGCAUCCAUGGACUCGCCCUCAUAUUUCUCGUCACACCAUCAUUUAGAGCAUGACAGUUUUGAAAAAGGUUUAUCUCGAUCGGGAAGUGGUAACGCUAUGACCAGUAACAAUAGGACACCAACGACAAUACCCAGUCCAGCAUCGAAUAGGUUUUCUUCUGGGUCAUUAUUAUCCAUGGGAACUGGGAAAAUAGUAUCACAGUCUGUCCCCAAAUAUCCAGAGAAUAAAGCAAACAACGAUUUCACGUUACAAAAAGUUGGUCUACCUCGAAAUAAUUCAAAUAAGAGCUUAGAGUCUCAUGACAGACAGCAAAAUGCUAGUGGAAUCAGACCAAGAUUAGUACAAAACCCAUCAUCUAAUUCAAUGCAUACGGUUACGUCACCGGGUGGCAUACCACCGCAAUCUGCUUCAGCAGUAGCAACUGCAGCAAUAAAUGGCCAUGGUAGUGGUUAUAUUCCACAGGUUUCUACUCCUCCCAAUCAGUUGGGCCACCACCAUAAUCCUGGAACCGAGCCAUUGAAACAACUCAGAGCUUCAACAGAUGACUCGUGUUUGAAGAUUCUACAACAGGCGAUGAAGCGACACCAUAUACCACGUGAGGAUUGGUCAAGAUACGUGUUGGUUAUAUGCUAUGGCGACAAGGAGCGAAUCUUAAAAUUAGCUGAGAAGCCUGUAGUGAUAUUUAAAGAACUACAGGAAUUGGGGAAACAUCCUGCUAUUAUGCUUAGACAAUUGGCAGAUUCUUCAACAGAUGACUCGGGGCCUGAAUCUGCAAUGUAUAAUGAUGCUAGAAUAGGUACUGAAAUCCCGGGUGGGACUUUGUAG
Molecule: messenger RNA, 1383 nt
Organism: Candida albicans SC5314
Lineage: Eukaryota; Fungi; Ascomycota; Pichiomycetes; Serinales; Debaryomycetaceae
Gene: STE50
Product: Ste50p
Exons: 1
Coding region: 1-1383 (460 amino acids)
Biological process (GO): signal transduction
Molecular function (GO): protein binding
Source: RefSeq, a predicted model, not a curated record